Spinacia oleracea (spinach) is the source of this 847-nucleotide messenger RNA. RefSeq lists its product as uncharacterized. Lineage: Eukaryota; Viridiplantae; Streptophyta; Magnoliopsida; Caryophyllales; Amaranthaceae. The transcript has 4 exons. The coding region runs from base 142 to 453 and encodes 103 amino acids. The record is from RefSeq and is a predicted model, not a curated record.
GAGAGAAAAUUAAUGGUUACUCUCUUCCUCUCUCUCAAAACCAUCAAACCAGGAAGUUUUUCAGAGUAAGAUCAACGAAUUUGAAAGAACUUCGUCUAUUUGGAUGACGAUCAACCUGAUCUCAGAAAGAACUCCGAUAAAAUGGAGCAUCUACAGCUUGAAUUAUUGGAGAGCGACUACUGUAUCGGAGACGAAGACUUUGCUGUCUACGAGGGCGGGUUUCCGGAUGCCGAUACUAGUAUUACCAGGACUCCAUUUGCACUUGCUUGUUUGAAUCCAAAGCACUAUAAUGUUUCUAAAACUCUAAUAGAGUUGGGUCCCAAAUGCCAAUGUCAAUGCAUAUCGCCCAGGUGUCAUAACUCUUGCAAUGCAUUGACGGUUUUUGGAGGACUACGAUUGAGAUUGGCAGAUUUCUGUUGCUUUUCACAAAAAGGAUGCUCUUCAAAAGAAUGAAGCUGCCAACAAGGAGAGUGAUCAGCCAAUAAGCGAAGAGGAAGUGUAUUACAAGACUGCCGGAUGAUGAGAAAGGAAGAUUAUAUAACAUUGGCUCGGCUGCCGUGUCAUAUUUUGAGAAGUUUGAUGCAAGCACAAAAGGUCAAAGGGUUCCAUCGCAGCAACAAAAGGUUCUCGAUGAGACAGUUAAUCAAAUGAAACUUCUCAAAAGCACAAUUUCAGCUACUUUCUCAACAGAUGACGGUUUCGUUUCUUAAGAGUGUAGCUCCGUUUGAGCAUUGUAUGAAUACGGAACACUAAUAACUUGAUGUCUUGGAAUAUGCUUUUGGAUGGAAAUGCACCUAAAUGCAUACAAUGAGGUUGACAUGUAUCAAUGUAUGUUGUUGGUGGAGGA